Messenger RNA from Mya arenaria, 2020 nucleotides. RefSeq lists its product as uncharacterized. NCBI's taxonomy places the organism in Eukaryota, Metazoa, Mollusca, Bivalvia, Myida, Myidae. The record is from RefSeq and is a predicted model, not a curated record. The transcript is spliced from 5 exons. Bases 125 to 1402 code for a protein of 425 amino acids.
CUCUGAGUGAUGAUCCAUAAUUAUCUGGCCAUGUACAUGUCUGGCUACCACUCAAUUCCAUUAUAUUAAAACAUUUUUGGGGACGUAUAAAUUUUCUAUAAUAAUGGUGAGAACAGUGACGUAAAUGGGGACAGCUUUGAGCAGUGGGGGUGGCAAUAGAGCAGGGGGACCCGGGGCACCUGGACCACAAGGGCCCCCUAGAGCCCUGCCUCCACAGCCGCCUUACCACGGCAACCCGGUCCUCUACCGACAAAUGCACAUCAAUGCUACCUACGGCACCCACGUGGAACAGUACUACGCCCAGCUGGCAGCCAUGUACGAGCAAGGUUACAGGAUGUUGAUGUUUGUGACAUAUCCGGCCGCCAAGCAGUCCGAGGCGCUCAAGUUCCAGGGCAUCUUCCGGCGAGCGUUUCCAGCCGAGGAGGGGCGGCAAUGGCAGCUGCGGGUGGAAAAGUCAUCAUUCAUUAGCAAACAGUUUCAAUCUUAUGGCUCUUACGGGUGCACUUCCGACAGCAUCCAUAUCGUCCAGGCUCUUAAGCGGAUCACGGACACUGGUGGGCGGCUGGUUAGCAUGGCGUUGGCUGGCAGCAUCAGCACUCAGUUGUCGUGGCAGCGGUUUCUCAUGGUGGGAGAGAUGGAAGAAGAGUGUGAAUAUCCGUACUGGUCAGAUAGCGUAAACAAAACGUCCGCCAAUCAGGUUGGAGUCAACUUGUUCUACGAGAUGCCGCCGUCUGGCGGCGGCGGUGGUCCGUACAUUUACCAGGUCGUACCGUGCCCCAUUUCGUCCCAGUUGAAUUUGGGCAUUCCCCGACACAAUUGGGUCUCCACAAUUCCCUGGGAGACAGUCAUAAGCCAGUAUCUGGGCUCUGGCUGGAAACUUGUGGAGAUUUUCGAGGACCAUGCUGCCUCUAAGAAUACCAACGUCCAAAAGAUGUUUUCUUUCAAUAUCAGGUUGCAAAAUAAUUUACUGUGGAUUUUUGAGAAGCCGGCCUCUCGGCGCGACGAUCCCACACCUUUAUACGAGUGCACAAUGGUGGAAACCUGGAAAGUAAACGCGGUGGAUUACGACGGGGUCUUCACUAAUGUUGGGGUUUCCACGAAUCUCUCGACGAACUGGGACCCAUUGCUGGACCACUAUGGACGCUCCGGUUGGCAGGUGGUCCGGAUCAUAGACACACCGGAUGCGCAGAGACAAGGGCUGGUAGGCUCGGCCAUCCACCAAAGGCAAUUGGUAUUUUUUCAGAGACUAAGGGAGGGAUUUGUAGAGGACGGUUUCGGCAACCCCUCCUAUUUACGCCCUGACGCACCGCCGGCCUAUGACGAAGUGCACGCCGCUCCGUCGCGUCCUCCUAUUGCGCCUUCCGCUCCCGGAAUACAUGACUUAAAAUCCGAUAAACAUUAGUUCGGAAAAUAUCGCAUCAAACGACGUGAUGGUUAUGGGCAAAUCACACCAAUUCGGAAGCGUAUUCUAGUUGCAAUAUGCCUUUUUUUCUAGUAUGGUACCAUCUCAAACCAGUGGCUAUUAUAUGGGAUUUCGAGCUGAAUGGUUAAGUGGAUUCAAAAACAAGCCGAAUAUGCUAGAUCGACUUUAUCUACUUUUUGGUGGACAUUUAUACCACAUUGUUGAACAUCUAUACUACAUUCGGUACAUAGUGGUCAAAUUCAACUAAUUGUACAUGUAUUUUUCUAAUAGAAUCGUAACUUUUUUUUAAUUUUGUUUAUUGUUAUGUAUACAUGUGGAACUUUCUUCCCAUAUGUAGUGUUAGAGGUCGUGAUGCACUAGAAAUAAUGUUAUUUCGCGUGCAAAUUGGUCAAUUGUCCAUAUGAUAUACAUGGAAUAAAUCUAAUAAUCUAUGGCCAUAAAUCUGCAAUUAAGAAAUACAUUUUUGCGGCCAAGAACGGCUCAAAGGCUUUAAUAGUAGUAGAGCUUCAGAUUUAAGCAUUCAUAUAUGUUGGUUACCAGUUGAUAUUUGAUUUCUCUUAUCAGGUUGUUAUAUUAUCAUUAAAAAUCAAAAAUAAA